Messenger RNA from Xiphophorus couchianus (Monterrey platyfish), 4529 nucleotides. It is a transcript of the gene arhgap31, whose product is annotated as Rho GTPase activating protein 31. Gene Ontology annotation, molecular function: GTPase activator activity. Gene Ontology annotation, biological process: small GTPase-mediated signal transduction. Bases 665 to 4441 code for a protein of 1258 amino acids. NCBI's taxonomy places the organism in Eukaryota, Metazoa, Chordata, Actinopteri, Cyprinodontiformes, Poeciliidae. Gene Ontology annotation, cellular component: lamellipodium. The transcript has 12 exons. The record is from RefSeq and is a predicted model, not a curated record.
UAUAAGAGGGGUCAGUAACUCUUAAACUGGGAGAGAAACAGAUGUCAGCUGUUCUCCUCCUCCCAUAACCUGGUCUCCCUCCCUCUUACAUAGUCUGGACGCUUGAAAAAUCCCUGCCACAUCACUGCCACGAGGCUAUCCCUCAAUUCAGAAAAUGCAGAAAGUCUUUCUCAUAAAACAACUAUAACCAUGUUCCUAAUGGAUGGGUGUCUCAGCUGCAGAAGGAACCAGUGAGAAGAACAGACUGGAAUGAAGGAAAAGAGGAGGAGAUAAAAGAGCAGAGAGAGGGAGAGGAAGAGAGAGAGAGACUGGGGGUGAAAAAACAACAGGAAACCAAACGAUUCUAAUGCUGUUUCUGCAAAUCAGCUCACAUAAGUCAGCCGAGUACCAUGAGGAACAGUCCCGCCACGUCUUUUCUCGGCUCAUCUCCUGAGGAACUAGCCAUGUAAAAAGAGUUGAAGUUUGAAAAGUGACGUCAGCACCAACUGUGUGGUCUGUCAGGGUGCGAGCGGAUGCAGGCGUUUGGGAGCUGUGUGCUGGGAUUCUUGUGCGGCUGCCUUUUGACCUACCAUCUCAAUUCUGUUUUUUGGGCUCUUAUGGAUCAAUUCUGGUGGUUUCAGGGAACGUUCUGUUUCAAUCUUCUGGACUACUAACUGGAGCCCACAUGAAGAAUAAAGGAAACAAGCAGAAGACCAAAAAGAAAGGAAGUGAGAAUGUGUUCGGCUGUGACCUGACAGAACAUCUCCAGGGCUCAGGACAAGAUGUUCCUCAGGUUCUCCAGAAGUGUGCAGAGUUUAUUGAGCAGUAUGGGAUUGUGGACGGGAUCUACAGACUCUCAGGUGUCACCUCAAACAUCCAGCGUCUCAGGCAGGAAUUCUGCUCCGAGGCGUGCCCUGACCUUACCAAGGAAGUAUACCUCCAGGACAUCCACUGUGUGGGUUCCUUAUGUAAGCUCUACUUCAGGGAGCUGCCCAAUCCUCUGCUCACAUACGAGCUCUACAGCAAAUUCACUGAGGCUGUGUCGUUUCAAGGAGAUCCAGACAGACUUUCACAUAUUCAGACAGUUAUCAAAGAACUUCCGUCCCCUCACUUCAGGACUCUGGAAUACCUUUCCAAGCACUUGGCCCGACUUGCUACCUUAAGCGCCCAGACAAAUAUGCACACGCGUAAUCUGGCUUUGGUUUGGGCUCCAAAUCUGUUAAGAUCCAAGGACAUUGAGACUUCAUCUGGUAAUGGAGACAUGGCCUUCCAGGAAGUGCGAAUACAGCAGUCAGUGAUCGAGUUUAUCUUAAACAACACAGAGCAGAUCUUCAGUGGUGAUUCUGAUCAAACAAAACCCAAAGAAGGACCGAGUUUGAUGUGUGCAGAGAAAUACGCCACUCUCCCGAUCAGUGGUGGGAGUGGGCCGAUGAAACUGAUGAGUCUGGAAGAAGCCCAGGCCCGUUCCUUAAGUCCAAACCACCCAGUACACAAAGAACGUCAGCGAGAGAACAGCCUACCUGAUACCAGCACUGCAUCGCUCUAUCACACGGUCAUAGAAAUAUCAGACAAGAGGAGGUUCUCUGGAAAAUCUAAAAAGUGGAAGUCUAUCUUUAACCUGGGAAGAUCUGUGGAGUCAAAGGGAAAACUCAGCCGCAAUGGCAGUGUGUUCAUCAGAGCACAGGGAGCAUCAGAAAAGGCAGCUCUGCGUCCUUCCAAAAGCAUGGAGUCCUUGUGCUCCUCAUCUCCAGAUGAUGACGGGGCAAGAAGCAAUACCUCAGCUGAUGGAUCCAAUAGUAUUUUUAUUCCUGAUGUGAAAUCCAGAACACUGGGAUCUGACUCACUCUACGAUCUCAACGAACAUAACCAAAACUGGGAGAUGAAAGCAAAGAAAGGUGGUGCAAAGGCCAGCUGGAGCUCUGGCCUGAACCAAAAAGACUCACCGGGAGCUUCCGCUUUUCAGAAAACAAUGCCAGAACAACUCAAGGUGUUCAAAGGGGAUGACCUCAGCAACUACAAACCGAGUUCUCCGAAAAACAGGAGGAUGCUGUACUCUGGCUCCUCCCGGCCCUCGUUCCCAGGCAGCUUCUUUCCACUGGAGUCUUCGCCGAGGCACCAACGCAGAGCCGUCAACAUAUCUGAGCCUUUUGCUGUGUCCGUGCCCUUACGUGUAUCUGCUGUCAUCAGCUCCAACAGCACGCCUUGCAGGGGGCUCAACAAAGAGAAAGCAGCCACUUUGAAGCCUUGCAGGGAGCCUACAGAGCAGAGCAGCCACUUUAAAAAGAGCAACACGUUCCCUCUGCUGGAGCCGAAAAGGCAGGAAGGAACAGAGAAGAAGCACACCGAGGUUCUGACCUUCAAAGUGUCGCCAGAGGAUAAAGACAAACAAACAUUGCAAAAAAACGAAGGAGAAAAGAUUGUUUCUAAACUGGAAGAGCUACCUAAUGCACAAAAAAGUGAAGACAAAGAUACAGCGCCAUCUUCUGGGGAAGACAUUCACAAUCUCCCUAAAGAUACACAACUGGCUGUUGAACCUGCUGCUGGGAAAAUGCUUUGGUCUGACCUCCAUCAAGAGCUGAUGAUAACUGAGCCUGAAAUCAACCUGCUGCAUACGACUUUUAAGCCGGCUUUUGCUUCAACAAGCACCAAGUUAACAAUGGACGUCAAGUCAAAGCGAAGCCGCAGCUCUCCAUCUUUAUCUUUGCUUUGUAAGGAGACUUCGUCGAACGCCUCUUUGGGUGAGCGUGUAACUGCAAAUAGACCCGACUCAAAAAGAAAACAGCCCUCGGAAUCAGACCUGUUGUUUUGUGUUCACAAAAACUUUGACGUCCAAAUUUCAAGCACAUUAGACGCAAAAGAGAAACUGAAACCUUUACAUAAAAGUGCACCAGCUUACACCAGCCAAUGCCAGGUUCCUAGGAGGGAAACCAGGGAAGGCUGUGUUAGAAAUCCUUUAACGAUAGAGGACGCCCCACAGGUCGCAAGCUUCUCAGACAGUGCAGACAGACAAUCUGAGAAACAAGAGGACACAAAAAUAUCACAGGAUGAAGUAAAGAAAAGUGUGAAUCCUGAGGUGGAACCCUGUCAGAGACUCUCGGUGUGUUUAGAGGAGAGACGAAACAUGCCAGAGCUGGCAAACUUUGAUGAUGAAGAUGUAUUUGGAAUGAACCUGGAGGAGCUGGACUUGGUGGAGUCCUGGGAGGAUCUUAGCUCCACCAAGCAGUGGGUUACUAGUCCUCUGCACUCACCUGAUGUUGAGGAGCUGUUUAACCAACUUUCCCCCUUCAGUUCUAAGGGAGAAACUCCAAACCCAGAAGCUUCAUCUCCUGAAAAUGUUCCUCAGAAUGUUGGAGCUAAUCCAGAAAUUAAAUGGACCAAUCUGCCAUUGGUGCCCAGACGAACGAGUUUGAAUAACAAUAAUGCAACCCAACCUCCAACAGCAAAGAGCAGCACAACAAAACCAAAGAAUACAGCAUCAUCUCAGAGAUUCAUCAGGCAAAUGUCAUGUGAGACAACAGUGCCAGAGAAAAAAGAGGAGCAUGGCUCUUUCAGACAAAGACCCUGCUCCCUUAACUUAGACCUUAGCCAUCGAUGCAUAAGAGACAUUUCAAAUCAGCAAAAUCGCAAGUCGUCUGAGUUUUUUUCUGGUCCAAAAGGCUUGCUGGCCGCUUCUGGAACUGUGAAUAAAGGACAUUCUGAGUUGGAUCUGUUUCUAAAUGACAGACAGGCACCUCUCCGCCGAAACUCUGCCCCAGUCAGUGUGUCAUCGGUGAGGACAGCCUUCAUGAUAAAAACAUGUCAGGUCAAAGCUGUGCCCGUUGUCCCUCCACAGGUGCAGUACAGCCAGAUACCUCAAACAAGGCAAGAAAGUGAUUCUGGCACUGUGAAGGAGCAAGAAAAGGGAUUCUCAAAGACAAGCACAGACAAAAGCACUGCCAUCCCGCCUAUGAUGAUGUCGGACCUAAAGGAGGAACUGGAGAACAAAGAACCACCCCAUAAACACCAAAAGCAUGCAAAUGUUCAGAAAUCAGCUGAAGCUGGGAAGAAUGCCACCCCAGAGCUGCCAGUCAUAACUAGGAGACAUGCCCCAAGUCUGGAAGUGUUUGUAGAUGGUCCUAGACCCAACAGAGGAGCACUGCUACAAAGGCCAUCCUUUAGAAACCGGCAGAGACCUCAGAGCCUCAUCCUUCUCAGCCCCCCUUUCCCGUUCAUGGACUAUCCAACAUCAGGGGACGAUGGCAAGCUGCUAUCAUCCAUCAAGAGUCUAAAUGACACGUCGGCACUCAAUGUCUUUUCCAAAGAGAUGACUGAAAACUUCAGGACACAAGAGGGACUCGCUCUGCAGAAUAAAAUGACGAUUCCGAAAAGCGGACAGAGACUAGAAACAUCAACCAGCUGCUUCUACCAGCCUCAGAGGAGGUCCAUGAUAUUUGACAGCAGGAGUCCCAGGCAGAUCGAAUGACUGCGAGUGGGUUUAUGUACAUAAACUGUACAUAAACAGUACAGUUUAUGUACUGUAGGUGCAGUACAUAAAGUAACUUUGGAAAAAA